AUGUCCUUUGACACAAUGCGCGCCGUUGUGAUGCACGAGAUCGGUGGCCCCGGAGUGUUGAAGCUCCAGACGGUCCCCAAACCAACCCCGAAAACAGGGCAGGUGCGGAUACGCGUCAAGUCCUUUGGGCUUAAUCGAUCGGAAGUAUUCACGCGUCAAGGUCAUUCACCCGGUGUGGUAUUUCCGCGUGUUCUGGGCAUCGAGGCAGCUGGACUUGUCGACUAUGCAGACCCGGACUCAGGCUUCGAAUCUGGCGAGGUUGUUGUCACUGCAAUGGGCGGCAUGGGCCGUACAUUUGAUGGCGGAUAUGCCGAAUACACCGUGGUGCCGGCCACGCAAGUGCGACGCGUCAAUACCACCACUGCGUUUGGCGCCGAUGGGCCCGUACCUUGGGACAUCCUGGGCGCUCUUCCUGAACUUAUGCAGACGGCUUGGGGAUCUUUGUUCACCAGUCUCGAGCUCGUUCCCAGCGACCGCUUGCUGAUCCGUGGCGGAACUACCAGCGUUGGGUUGGCGGCCACAGCGCUUGCUCGAUCGCAUGGAGUCUCUGUGACCGCGACAACGCGGAACCCAGCACGCGUAGAGUUCUUGCGUGGCCUUGGUAUUGACGAUGUCAUCAUCGAUGGCGGAUCAAUAUUAGCCGAGGUCCAGAAACGUGCUCCAUUCAGCAAGAUCCUUGAACUGGUUGGGGUAACCACACUAGACGACUCUCUGCGAUGUGUGGCGCCUGGUGGUACUGUCUGCAUGACGGGUAUAGCUGGCAAUAAAUGGACUUUUGACCAGUUCAUGCCCAUGGCUUCCAUACCGACAUCCGUUAAGCUGACCACAUAUGCGAGCACCACGGAGGCCGUACUGAAAACGCCCAUUGAGGAGAUUGCUAGGGAUCUGGUGACAGGCAAGAUUCGGUUGCCAAUCAAGACCUUUUCACUGGAGGAAAUUGUGGAGGCUCAUCGGUUGAUGGAGGAAGAGGGAGCAUUGGCCAAGAUUGUGAUGAUUGUUUAA
Messenger RNA from Penicillium samsonianum, 1002 nucleotides. RefSeq names its product zinc-binding alcohol dehydrogenase family protein. The transcript has a single exon. The coding region runs from base 1 to 1002 and encodes 333 amino acids. The record is from RefSeq and is a predicted model, not a curated record. Lineage: Eukaryota; Fungi; Ascomycota; Eurotiomycetes; Eurotiales; Aspergillaceae. Gene Ontology annotation, molecular function: oxidoreductase activity.